AUGGUUCCCUCCCAUGGCGUCAGCUUUCCUCUGCGAAGACCUUCCGUAUAUUUCUGCGGGCGACGGAUGGCGAAGCUCGCACUCGUCUCUCUGCUGUGCGCGAGACUUCAGCUACUCGUCUCUCAAGCGUCCGCGGAGCCUCAACCGCUGGAUUCUUACAACGGGACUCCACCAUCACCCGGAGCCAUCAAGUCAAGACCAAUCCUUUCCUCGAAGGAAGUCGUUCCGUACGACCAAGGCGCAGCUGCGUCGUGGACCGACGUUGACUCGGAUUAUCCGGAAUCUCCUCCCGCGUCGACGCCAGUGACACGAGCGCCACCUCCGCCGCCAAGCUCGCCGGCAGUUGCGGAGUCGCGCGACUGCCAAUACGACGCGCUGGACAUCACCGCAUGCUCCAUGGGGUAUGCUGCAUCGGCGAGGAUCAACGGUGGACGAUUCCAGCCGCGCUACGUGGUGACAACGAGCUUCGACUCCGCGGACGCGUCGGCGGUCCCCGUGGGAUCGCUCCGGUGGGCGCUGCAGUAUCUCUCGGGCGGCGCGUACAUCGCGUUCGACGCGUCCAUGGACGUGUGGCUGCAGGCCGACCUAUUCGUGCCGUCCUUCGUCACCAUCGACGGCCAGGGCGCGCAAGUGCGCAUUCUCAACGGCACCCUCGUGCUGUCGGGCUCGCGCGACGUGAUCAUUCACAACGUCGAAGUUGCGGGACAGCCGCGCGGGAGCCUGAUAACGCUGUACGGGUGCAAGCGCGUGUGGAUAGACCACUGCAGCCUACACGACGCGACGGGGGCGAUCAUCGAGGGAUGGCACGGCACGACUGACGUCACCAUCUCCAACAACUACAUCCGCAACUCGCUGCCGGGAUCGCGCGUCAUCCAGGUCCGCGACCUCUCACAACUUCGCUUCUGCGUCUUUCACCCGCCGCCUACAAUUCGGUCUCUUAAUGCGACUCCUAUUGACGUGCGGCCGUGUGUGCGUGGUGCGCAGAUGGGAAUCCAGGACGGGGAUCCAGCGGACGCCACCUCGCGGGUCACCAUCUUCCGCAACUGGUUCGACGCAUCCACCUCCAUGCAGCCGCUCUGCCGACGUGGCGUCUGCCACGUGGCGAACAACCUCUACACCUCGUGGUCGGGUUACUGCCUUGCCGCCCGACGAGGCGCCACUGUGUGGUCUGAGAGCAAUUUCUUUCGUCCCGGGCAGCAAUUCGUCAGCGGAUUGCAACAGCAGCAGGGGCCGGGCAGUACGGGGAAGGCGCCACCGGAGGUGACCACGUGGCGCGACGGCAUGGGUCCGCUGAAUCCGGAUUUCGAUCCAACAGUGGUGAUUCGCUCUGUGGGAGACUACCUCUUUGACGGAGCCACGUUUCACGAGUGGGGGAGAGUGAAAUCCGGCGCAGGAGGAGCGGGAGCAGGCGGCUGGGUGCAAGCUGCACCAGUAUUCCCCUACGUGCUGUCUCUGCUGCUGAGCAACACCAGCCGGCCUGACCGUGUGAUCAAGCAGAACGCCGGCACGCAUUAUGAAGAGAUCAUGAUUCUUCCGCCACUUCCCUCGCCCCCGCCUCCGCCAUCACCUCCCCCGUCCCCGCCGCGCCCCCCGUCCCCUCCUCCCCCCCGCCCUCCCCCAUCCCCUCCCCGCCCACCUUCGCCUCCUCCUUCCCCUCCCCCAUCACCACCGCCCAGGCCACCAACCCCUCCUCCCUUCCCACCUCCAUCGCCCCCACCCUUCCCUCCAUCCCCGCCACCAACCCCACCUUCCCCUCCUUCUCCCCCACCACCACGCCCGCCUUCCCCACCCUCCCCUCCUCCAGUCCCCCCACCCUCUCCUCCUCCAGUCCCCCCACCCUCUCCUCCUCCAGUUCCCCCACCCUCUCCUCCUCCAGUUCCCCCACCUUCCCCUCCUUCCCCACCUGCAUCCCCCCCACCUCCACCUGCACCAGCUUCAUCACCUCCUCCUUUACCUCCCCCUCCACCAUACCCCUUCCCACCAACUUUCCCAGACUCCCCUGCUCCAUCCCUCUCCACUGCAUUGCCUUCUCCUCCAUCCGCCUCCUCACAACCUAGUCCAACUUCCCCCCCCAUUCCUACACUCGCAUUACCGCCAAUGCCGUCAGAUACUCACCCGCAUAUCAACUCGGCAGAUCCAUCUGCACCGCCUGCAGUUCCAGCCCAGGUUCUCACCCCUGCGAUGGCUACUGUGGGUAACUAG
Molecule: messenger RNA, 2202 nt
Organism: Closterium sp. Yama58-4
Lineage: Eukaryota; Viridiplantae; Streptophyta; Zygnematophyceae; Desmidiales; Closteriaceae
Source: the annotation of a GenBank genome assembly